UACCUCCGAGUUAAGUCGGAAAGCAAAAAGGUUGACGUCAAAAUUAUUAGUACCUGCCAUAAAAUAUGCAAUUAAAUUGUUUAAACAGUGGGGAUAAUUUCCGUGAGUCAAUAGGAUCGAAAGAUUGACGAAAUUUGGGAUUCUAUUUUUGAGGAAGGAAAUAUUUCCGAUUACAUUAUUAAUCACUGGGUUUAAUCCGGAACGGCGAUAGUAACAGGAAAAUCGAUACGUCAAUAAGUUUGUAAACAAAACUCCGUUUUAUUAACGACGGCCACGUUAUAAACAAUUUUAACGGCAGUGCGAACAUCGUCUCGUUUAUUUUAACAGCCACUUUCUUGAAUCAGGUUUUUCCAGCUCGGGGUCUAACAUCGUUCAACAAAAAAAAAACGAUUUUGUUCUGAUCAAUUUUAUUGUAUUGUUCCGGGCUCUAGUCACGAUCUCAGAUGUUUUAAAAUACAGUCAUUUCGCGCUGCAGUCUACCCAUCUCUCAAAUACGGAUCUUAAAUAAAAUUCUAAUGAAAAACAAGUGUUUUGUGAGAAGCUUAUAAAGGUUGCGGACGAUUAUUACGAAUUUAAAAUCAUAUGCGUGUGAAAAAUAGGAAGAAAAAAACAAAUCCCGUCAUUAUUGAAGAGUGAAAAGUGAGAUUCUGCUAAGUAGAUUUUGAAAAAUGAAGCUCUAUACAAUUUUGACAAUAACGUUCUAUUUUACAACCCCAGUAUUAUUGCAACAGAGAUUUAGUAUUUCUGACUCCAUAAAUGCUUUUGCUGUAGAUCUACUUGCGGCCACUAGCAACGAAGCUGGCGAUGAUUUAAACAUUGCUUUAUCCCCUUAUACAGUGUGGACACUUUUAACGAUAGUGUCGGAAGGGGCGCUUGAGAAUACGGCCAGGCAAUUAGACGCUGUAUUACGGCUGCCGUCAAAUAAAAACGCCAUUAGAAGUUCCUUCCAAAAUCUAUCGAGAUUAUUGGAGACCAAAUCGAACGGAGCAAUUUUACAGCUGUCAAACGCGAUAUUUACCAAUCAACAUUUCCCCGUUAAAGAGCAAUUCACUCGAACAUCAAAGCAGUUUUACAAUGUAGGAAUCAAUCCGGUCGACUUUAAAAAUACUAAAGAAGCGGCAGAUGCAAUUAACAAACAUGUGGCGAAAUCCACCGGGAACAGAAUCACUGAAUUAAUUAAUGAGGGAGACAUCAGAAACGCACAACUUUUUUUAACUAGCACGAUGUUCUUCAAAGGUGAAUGGAAGAGUCCAUUCAAUAAAUCGGCGACACACAUUGACACGUUUUAUGACGAAAAGAAAAAUAAAAUAAAGGUAGAUAUGAUGUACCAAUUAGGAGUAUACCCGUAUUCGAGAUUUGACGAUCUUAAAGCAGAAGUUCUACAAUUGCCUUACGGAUUCGAUGGCAAAUUCUCAAUGCUAAUAAUAUUACCCAGAGGCGGCCAGAAUGUGGCGAAUUUGCUAGGCGCGCUAUCAAGAACAUCAUUCUCCAGCAUUCUAGAUGCAUUAGACCAAGCUGCAUAUGAAUAUUCAGAAGAAGACAUUCAUGUUUACUUACCAAAAUUCAAGGUGACUUCCGAUUUUAAUUUGGAUAGAGUUUUAGAUAAGAUGGGAGCAAAAGACGUGUUUGAUCCUCUGAGAGCGAAUCUACUUGGAAUAUUUCCGCAUUAUUUGUAUCUAUCGAGACUGGUCCAGAAGGCAGAAAUUGAAGUGGACGAAGAAGGAACAGUAGCCGCUGCUGCAUCAGGUGCUGCUUUUCCAAACAGAUCUCCCCCUCCAAAAUUCAGGGCAAACAAACCAUUCCUGUACGUCAUUGUUGACAAUCCGACCAGGAGUAUAGUGUUUAUUGGCAAAAUAAGCAACCCAAAAUAUAACUAAAAUUAUUAAUUUAUUUUUUAUUUAAAAUAAAACAAUAAAAAAAAUCGCUUUAAGGAAAUAAAACAUCUUGAACUA
This is a messenger RNA of Cylas formicarius (sweet potato weevil), 1952 nucleotides long. Its product is annotated as serine protease inhibitor 77Ba. The coding region runs from base 669 to 1877 and encodes 402 amino acids. NCBI's taxonomy places the organism in Eukaryota, Metazoa, Arthropoda, Insecta, Coleoptera, Brentidae. Gene Ontology annotation, molecular function: serine-type endopeptidase inhibitor activity. The record is from RefSeq and is a predicted model, not a curated record. The transcript is spliced from 7 exons.